This is a messenger RNA of Colletotrichum karsti, 984 nucleotides long. Its product is annotated as spt3. Lineage: Eukaryota; Fungi; Ascomycota; Sordariomycetes; Glomerellales; Glomerellaceae. Bases 1 to 984 code for a protein of 327 amino acids. The transcript has a single exon. The record is from RefSeq and is a predicted model, not a curated record. Gene Ontology annotation, biological process: protein transport.
AUGGCGCCCCCAGCAAGUGUAGUCGUGAGUCGAACCCCUAGCUCUGCAUCUACCCCGCUGUCCAGACGCGAUGACGACAUGUCCAUUGCUAACCUGCUUCUCGCCAACCAGACGAAGCUCAAAGUCCAGCUGAAGCUGGCGAUUGCGCGACUGCGCAUGGUACAGCAGCGCGAUGAGCAAAUGUCCAAGACGCAACGGCGCGCGAUGGCGCAACUCCUCGAGGUGGGCAAGAUCGACUCCGCCCGCAUCCGCGUCGAAAACAUCAUCCGAUCCGACAUCACAAGCGAACUGCACGAGAUACUGGAGCUCUACUGCGAACUUCUAAUCGCGCGCGCAGGACUUUUGGAGGGGUCAACGUGUGACCCUGGUCUGGAGGAGGCGGUCAAGAGCAUCAUUUACGCGGCGCCGAAGACGGAGAUCAAGGAGUUGCAGGUCGUGAGAACGCUACUGGCUGAGAAAUAUGGCAAGGAAUUCGUGCUCACGGCGAUGGAUAACUCGGACGGCAAGGUCUCGGAUAAGGUGGUCAAGAAGCUGAGCGUCACGCCGCCGAAGGAAGAGCUGGUUGUUGGGUACCUGGAGGAGAUUGCCAAGGCGUACAACGUUGACUGGCCGAAACGGCCACAAGCGGCAGACCCUCCCGAUCUGCUGGACGACGACGACGACGAGAACCCUAGUGGUGGAAUUGGUGUCAAGAUACCCGAGGGACCGUUGGGAAACAGUACGAAGUUGGCCCAGGAGCAGGAGGAGUUGAGCAAGGCAACGCCCCCGAGGACGAUUGGAGGUCCUAGCAGCCCUUUGACGGUCACACCGCCGAGGAUGACGACAGACAACAUCCACCCCAAAGUCACCCUCAACUCUUUGGAGUUGAAGCCGAAUAAGAAGAUGGACGCGGCGGCACAGAAAAAGCCCAGUAGCAAGGGGCCCGGGGGCAAUGUGCCUGACAUCACGGAGCUGGAGAGGAGAUUUGCAGCCCUGAAGAAAUGA